Molecule: messenger RNA, 1338 nt
Organism: Pyrenophora tritici-repentis Pt-1C-BFP
Lineage: Eukaryota; Fungi; Ascomycota; Dothideomycetes; Pleosporales; Pleosporaceae
Source: RefSeq, a predicted model, not a curated record
AUGUCCACUGGUAUCUUCGCAAACGAGACGACUUCAGCCUGCACGGCACCACUCCUCGAUGAAUCACUAUUCCCACAGAAAGGAGGAUAUCUACCAGGUCGCUACUGCGGCCUCGGCUCCUUCCAAAUCGACGGCGGCACAGCAUCAUGCUGUUUUCCGUGUCCAAUCCAAGACUACAUCUACGCACCCAACUGGCGCACCCGCCUGCGCAUACCAAACUACCUCUCCAUCCUCAGCGUCACACUCUGCACCUUCCUCCUCCUCUCCUUCCUUGCCCUACCCCCCUCGAAAACACACCGCCAUUACCUCUCCGUCGGCCUCCUCAUUCCCGUCCUCCUGGUCAGCCUCUCCUUUUCCAUCCCCGUAACUACAAAUCCGGAUUACUGUCAUAAUGCCAUCACACCCGCCGACAUGCACUUGGUCGGCAUAGAGAUCUUCAUUCUACUCUUCGGCCGGUCAAUGGCACAAGCCUGGCUGGACCUAUUCAAGCGCCUCCCCUCACUUUUCCAAACAUACCAACCGCUGGGCCGCCGGCCGCAAACACCAGAACUUACCACUUUUGAAAACCCCGACAAGUACAGUCUCCCCUCUCCUGCAGAGCGCCGCCAUGGAUCCCGCUUCGUGGAAGGUCUCGACAUAGUCCCCUCGUCAAGUGAGAGCCAUGAAUCCCGGGAACAGAUUCCUCCACCACUCAGAUCGCCUCCUCCCCCUUCACCACCAGACUCACCACCACCCCCAAUCCCAACAUUGCAGAGGGAAAACUUUAAAGCCGUGAGACCAUACCAACCUGUCCUUUUAGUCGCGAGCUCAGCCUCAGAGACAUCCAACAUAGCGAGUGCUGGUUUUACAUCGUCAAACGUCCUACCCUCUCCACCCGCAAUACACAUCACCUCACCCACAGGCGCCACAACAUCAUCCUUGAAGUUCAACACACUUACCUUUUCCCAUGCUCACACCUCCAUGUCUCCAACGCGCCUCUUCCACCCUACACGUUCAGCGCCCAUGCCGCCGUUAAGGACAAGUAGCGUAAAAACCUCCAGUCUCGCCAGCUCAUCCGCUCCAUCCACAUCAACGAGUAUUUUCUCUACAACGAGUUGGCGAACCAAGGAGACGGAGAGGAGCUGGCGCGAUUCUACAAUAUCUGCUUUGGGUAGAGUGUCGAUUGCAGAGGGUGCCGACGGUGAUGAUGCGGGGGUUUAUAGUGAUCAUCGGCGCGUCGUAAGAGAAGGCGAUCUUCCCACCACCACAACAAAGACCAACAUCUCGGGUCCUAUGCCGGGUACUUUUCAACAUCUUGACGGCGCUUUUGUACAAUUUCGACCAGCAUCAGCAUCCUGA